AUGAAUUAUUCCAUGAAUAAAACGAUAUUUGAUAUACACUACAAUAAAUGUACAUUUACAAAUCAUGUAUUAUUACGUUAUUUUGGUACAUUUAUUUUUAUUGUUGGAUUAUUUUCAACAAUUUUAAGUAUUUGUGUAUUUUCACGAAAACCAUUAAUACAUAAAUCAUGUUGUUACUAUUUUCUUAUAUUAGCCAUUAGUGAUUGUUUUCAUCUAUUAGCAAUAGCUAUUGAAUUAACACUACCACAUAGUCUACAUUUUGAUAUAAUGAAACAUAAUUUAUUUUUAUGUAAACUUUUAAUAUUUAUUAUCUAUUAUUCAUCUCAUUUAUCAAAUAUAAUAUUAACAUUAGCAUCAAUUGAUCGAUUUUUAUUAAUCUAUUGUCCAACAAAAACAAAACGUUUUUGUAAUAUUCAUACAGCAAAAUAUUUAGUAUUAUUUUUUAUUAUUUUUCUUGCAUUAAUUAAUAUUCAUUUAAUUUAUGGUUUUACUUUAACAAAAAUAUCUCAUAUUAAAAAUCUUUAUGAUUGUCAUAUAAAUAAAAAUAAUAAAUUAUAUAAUUCAUUUUAUAUUAUAUUUGAUACAUAUAUUGAAACAAUAUUUUUCUAUAUGAUACCAUUUUUAAUUAUGAUUACUUGUUCAAUAUUAAUUAUUAUUAAAAUAUUACAAACAAGACGAACAGUUCAUUAUAAUUCUCGUGGACAUUUUUAUUAUUAUCAUUGUUGUACAACACCAAUAAUAAAACAUAUUUCAAAAAAUAAUAAUAAUUCACUUAUUAAAACAACAAUUAUAAAACGAAAAACAAAUCAUAGACGAGAAAAAGAUAUACAAUUAAGUUUUAUGUUAAUUGGAACAUCGAUGGCUUUUAUUAUUUUAACAUUACCAGCUGAAAUAAAUGAUCAUUUUUCAUCAAUACAACCACAUACAUGUUUAUAUUGGUUUCAAAAAGUAUUUUUUAUAUUAAUGCAACAAACAUAUUAUGCUGGACAUUUUUAUAUUUAUUUACUUACUGGUCAAUUAUUUAGAAAAAAUUUAAAAUAUUUUUUUUGUGGUCGUAAAAAAUGGCCUAUUUCUCGUUUAUCAACAAAUAUCACUCAUCAAUGA
Messenger RNA from Didymodactylos carnosus, 1104 nucleotides. The record is from the annotation of a GenBank genome assembly. NCBI's taxonomy places the organism in Eukaryota, Metazoa, Rotifera, Eurotatoria, Philodinida, Philodinidae.